Messenger RNA from Pundamilia nyererei, 639 nucleotides. Its product is annotated as claudin-4. NCBI's taxonomy places the organism in Eukaryota, Metazoa, Chordata, Actinopteri, Cichliformes, Cichlidae. Gene Ontology annotation, cellular component: membrane; bicellular tight junction. Gene Ontology annotation, molecular function: structural molecule activity. The record is from RefSeq and is a predicted model, not a curated record. The coding region runs from base 1 to 639 and encodes 212 amino acids. The transcript has a single exon.
AUGGCUUCUCAGGGCCUCCAGAUCUUGGGUGUUUUACUGGCCUUCUUUGGUUGGCUGGGCGCCAUUAUCACCUGCGGUUUGCCCAUGUGGAGAGUCACCGCUUUCGUGGGGGCGAAUAUCGUCACAGCCCAGGUGAUCUGGGAAGGCUUGUGGAUGAGCUGUGUGGUCCAGAGCACGGGGCAAAUGCAGUGUAAGAUGUACGACUCCAUGCUGGCUCUGCCUCAGGACCUGCAGACUGCCAGGGCCAUGGUGAUCAUCUCUGUGAUUGUUGGGAUAUUCGGCAUCCUCAUGGCUGUGAUCGGAGGAAAAUGCACCAACUGCAUGGAGGAUGACGUGGCCAAAGCUAAAACCUGCAUAGUGGCUGGAGUGAUAUUCAUAAUAACCGCCUUGCUGAUCUUGAUUCCUGUAUCGUGGUCAGCUCAUGCAGUAAUCAGCGACUUUUAUAACCCCCUAUUGGUUGAGGCUCAAAGAAGGGAGCUUGGAUCUUCACUUUACAUAGGCUGGUGCUCUGCUGCGGUGCUGCUGAUGGGAGGUGGUCUUCUCUGCAGCAGCUGUCCCCCAAAAGUUGGUGGCAGACCCUACAUACCUGCCAAAUUCAUACCUGUAAGAAGCAUAUCUUCAAAUGUUGACUAUGUGUGA